Lachancea meyersii CBS 8951 is the source of this 1636-nucleotide messenger RNA. The record is from the annotation of a GenBank genome assembly. NCBI's taxonomy places the organism in Eukaryota, Fungi, Ascomycota, Saccharomycetes, Saccharomycetales, Saccharomycetaceae.
AUGUUAAUUAUUGAGGGUGUCUGCUCAGAAAAAUUGAUUCUCACUUUUCUUCUAUUAUCCGCCUUCUUUUGCGGAUUGGGGUAUUUCCUGGACUACAUCACACGUUCAGUUUACACAAGGUAUGCUACUAAUGCGUACGACGAGCACUCAUUACUAUCUACAAUUGAGGUCGUUAACAGUGUUGUAAGUGUUGGCCCCCAAAUUGUUUUUGCCAGACUUUCGGAUGUUUUUGGAAGGCUUCAACUUUUUCUGAAGGGCACAGUACUGUAUGUCAUUGAAAAUUUCAUUUAUCCACAGCUCACAACAUCAGAGCCUAUGCGGUAGGUGCGGUUAUCUACAAUACCGGUUAUGUUGGGCUAUCACUCUUGCUGCCUUUAGUUCUAUCCGACAUAUCACCUCUGAAGUGGAGAAUCUUUUAUAAGUUCGCCUCCUCCUAGCCCUGUAUCGUAAUUUGCUGAGUUUCUGGUGAUAUCAUGCAAGGUGCUAAGCAACAGAUAAAUGGUCAUGGAUUAUUGGGAUGUGGGCAUUCACUUUCAUCUUUUCAGCCUUAUUAUUAAUAGGCUUCGUGGUAUAGGCCACUUUGAAAGCAUCAAAGAGAAAUGAAUGGAAGGAGCUACAAGAAUUGAAGCCACGAAACAACUUCGGUCUUGUUGCCUUCAUCACCGAUUUGUGACAUUAAAGUGACGUAUUGAGGAUAUUUCUUGUCACGAGUGCGUUGAGUUGUAUCCUCGUUCCACUGCCGUUGGCUGGUGGUACGUCAGAUAUAUGGCAAGAGCCGGGUAUUUUUGCAAAUUUGAUCGUCGGCGUCCUGCUUUGGGUGCUUUUCUUGAUCCAGGAUUGAAAGUAUGCUCUAAACGCGGCUUUGCCUUUCCUUCUUUUCAGAGAUCGAGGAGUAUGGGCUGCGCUCUUGGCGGCAUUCCUGGAAAAGAUGAUCAAUGUCAUGAUUUCCGUAUACUUGUCCCCUGUUCUUUCUCUCCGUGAAUGAGUCGACUAUGUCAGCAACAAAAAUAGUUUGGCUUCCAACCUUUGUGGCAUGUACAAACUAAUUAUUCUUUGGGCUUGAAGUAGUUCGUGCCAAGUUGCUCAAAGUGUUCUCUAUUUGUGGUACUUGUCUGUGGAUAGUUUCAAUUUGACUUUUUUUUAUCAAUACAGAGGAGGUUCUGGCUCUCACUUAGGUGUAAUUGGUGCUUCUGUUGUACUGGGUAUUGGAAGCGCCAUUUUUACGCAGUCAAUGAUUGUCGCGCUUCUCACUAUGGCUUCUCAUGAUAACAUGGCAAUUAUGACUGAUUUGUAUUUCAUGUUUGCUCAAGUUGGCGCAGCAAGUGGUGCAUCCAUAUCAGGGACAAUCUGGACUUAAAAGAUGUAUAAGGAGCUUAUGAACCGCCUUGAAGACGACAGACUCGCUAUGGCUGCUUUUUUCUCUCCUUGCGAAUUUGUAGCUUUAUACAAAUGAAGAGCCGCAGAAAGAGUCAAGGUAGUACUGGCCUAUCGCCAUGCUCAAAAGUUAACAAUGAUUGUGAGUCUCGUUUUAACUGCUCCUCUACUGGUGAUUGUCCUUUUCACUAUGGACAGGAAACUGGGUGAAAGCAUAGCAGAAAAAUCAUGCCCAAAAGACAAGGACCCAAUGUACACUUGG